UGUUCGACAAUCGACAAUAUAGUUGUACCAUUUAUUUUAAAAUUGAUUAGAACUUUUACAAGUAAAAUUACAUCAGUAUAGAUUUCUCAAUGUCAGAGUGAUUGCUUUUUUCCUAUAUCGACAAUUACUCAAAGAAAUUUUUCUAACGGGUCUGCAGUGAAGAAAGUGAGAGUGAUGAUUGUUUCUUGAAAAGUAACUGUCUCUGUCUAGCAUGCAACUGGGUCACAGCUAGACUUGUUGUACCCUUCUCCUACCUAUAUAAGCUCUGAAAUGGAAGAUUGAAAGUAUCAGUUGCUCACCAAAUCAACCGAAUCAACAUGAAGCUGUUCGUUAUCGCCGCUGUCUUGGCCGUCGCUGCCGCCACCAGCUACCCUUCCACCUAUGCUCCAUCCAGCUACAAGGAUAACAAAUACGCCGGAAUCACCAUCGUGAGCCAAUCCGAUGAGCGCAACCUUGACGGCAGCAGCAAGUGGAGCUACGCCGGAUCCGACUACACCACCCGUGAAGAGUCCCAGGUCCAGAAGAAGAUGCAAGGCGCUUCUUACGAUUCUUACGGAAAGGCCACUUACGAGGAUGUUAUGGGCAACACCAACAAGGGAUCUUCCUACUGGGUUUCUCCUGAAGGCGAGAAAUUGACUUUGACCUGGUCCGCUGAUGAGGCCGGUUUCCAGCCCAAAGGCGACCACUUGCCAGUUGCUCCCGUCCAUGAGUACGAGCUCCCAGUUGCCCCUGUCCACGAAUACGAACUCCCCGUCCAUGUCCCAUUCAACGGAAAGGGAUACAAGAUCUACUAAACCAAAUAUUUAAAAUGAUAAUUUAUUUACCGAUUGAGCCAUGACGUUAUUUGUGUUGAUGUAAAUAUAAAAGCAAACCAUUUCA
Daphnia pulex (common water flea) is the source of this 879-nucleotide messenger RNA. RefSeq names its product endocuticle structural glycoprotein SgAbd-3-like. The record is from RefSeq and is a predicted model, not a curated record. The transcript has 3 exons. Gene Ontology annotation, molecular function: structural constituent of chitin-based larval cuticle. NCBI's taxonomy places the organism in Eukaryota, Metazoa, Arthropoda, Branchiopoda, Diplostraca, Daphniidae. Bases 318 to 794 code for a protein of 158 amino acids. Gene Ontology annotation, cellular component: chitin-based extracellular matrix.